This is a messenger RNA of Rubroshorea leprosula, 775 nucleotides long. The record is from the annotation of a GenBank genome assembly. Lineage: Eukaryota; Viridiplantae; Streptophyta; Magnoliopsida; Malvales; Dipterocarpaceae.
UUAAAAGUGACGGUGUUAGCCAGGAAAUGGAUGGAGGGACAAAAUUGAUCACUUUUCAAAUAGUAAAGGGAGGACAUAGGAACUCAAAAUGAAGUAGAGGGACGACCAAGAGUUAAAUUUAACUUUUCCAUAGAGUAGAGGGAUGACAGUUGGCCUUAGUCCCAUCCAACCGGUCGGUCGACCGAUCGCAAGAGUACCGAUUACCGAACGAUCGCGCGAUUCCCCAACACGCUGUCGCGCGAUUUUUACUGUUCCUAACGAAAAUUACAAAAUUACCCCUUCCCUCUUCAUUUUUCUUUCCAGUCGCUUCUCUCCUUGGUAUCCAUCCUCUUCUCCGGCACCGGCGCUAUUUCUUUCUGAUACCUCCGUUGUUCUCUUUGUUUCUUGCUCUCAUGGCACGAGGACAGUGGCAGGAGGGAACCCAGAUCUGGAUUUGCUCGUCUUCACGAACCUAGAUAUGAGUUCAAUCCCUACGUUUUCUCUCAAAUACUGUUGUUACGAGAGCGGGGCGGAUGAAGGUCGAUGAUUUUGCCGAAUAAGAGAAUAAUGUGUUAUAACCAGAUCUGAGUUAUUUUAUUGAAUUAAAUCUGCUUUUCCUUUUCUAGCAAUUAUUGAAUAAAUUCAGAUAGGCUUUUGAAAUGGAUGGGUCUGUUGGAUCUUGAUCGGGGAGAUUGAGUCUAGCGUAGGAAAGGUAGAGAAUGUCGGUUUCCACAGGCCGAUCUCUGGUUUGCUUGUUUUUAUCUGGCAAAAAUUCAGAUAAAAGUUGCCACCAUCA